This is a messenger RNA of Ictalurus furcatus (blue catfish), 2904 nucleotides long. RefSeq names its product ras-related C3 botulinum toxin substrate 1-like. The record is from RefSeq and is a predicted model, not a curated record. Bases 289 to 867 code for a protein of 192 amino acids. The transcript has 6 exons. Gene Ontology annotation, molecular function: protein kinase binding; GTP binding; GTPase activity. Gene Ontology annotation, biological process: small GTPase-mediated signal transduction; actin filament organization; regulation of actin cytoskeleton organization. NCBI's taxonomy places the organism in Eukaryota, Metazoa, Chordata, Actinopteri, Siluriformes, Ictaluridae. Gene Ontology annotation, cellular component: cell projection; cytoskeleton; plasma membrane.
UCAUGGCAAUGGGAGCAAAAAGAGGGCGUUAAAGGUUUAUUCCGAGUUGUUUCUGGGUGGUGGCUGCUGUCUGUUUAACUGGAACUUUUCUCGCUAAGUAAAAGGCAGUUUGUUAACUCAGUUUACACAGGAAGUUCUCAUAAUACGGUUUGAUUUACUGUAGGGAUUUUGCUGUUGUUGUGAAGGCGGUUUAACUCCAGUGAGAGAGAGAGAGAGAGAGAGAUAUAUAUAUAUAAAUAUAAAUAUAUUUAUUUGUUUAUUUCUUUAGUCUGGUCAACUAGCAGUGACAUGCAGGCCAUAAAGUGUGUGGUGGUCGGAGACGGGGCAGUCGGAAAAACAUGCCUUCUGAUCAGCUACACCACCAACGCCUUCCCCGGAGAAUACAUCCCCACAGUGUUUGAUAAUUAUUCUGCAAAUGUGAUGGUAGAUGGGAAGCCAGUGAACUUGGGGCUGUGGGACACAGCAGGACAGGAGGACUAUGACAGACUCAGGCCUCUCUCCUAUCCUCAAACGGACGUGUUUUUAAUUUGCUUCUCGCUGGUGAGCCCUGCCUCGUUUGAGAACGUCCGUGCCAAAUGGUAUCCUGAGGUUAGACAUCACUGCCCCAACACCCCAAUGAUUCUUGUUGGGACCAAGAUCGACCUAAGAGACGACAAGGACACUAUUGAGAAGCUGAAAGAAAAGAAACUCACCCCCAUUACUUACCCACAAGGCCUUGCUAUGGCUAAAGAAAUAGGUUCUGUGAAAUAUCUGGAAUGCUCAGCCUUAACUCAGCGUGGCCUUAAGACGGUGUUCGACGAAGCCAUCCGCGCAGUCCUGUGCCCACCGCCCGUCAAAAAGCCGAAGCCGAAGUGCCUUGUCCUCUGAAGAGGCCGUUCGUAAAGAACCGUCUGCAGUCUGCACUUGCCUGAGGAGAGAUGUCGGGAACAGUGGGGAGGGAAGAUGUGUUGGGAGAAAGAGGGAAGCAUACCCGUAUGUCUUUCUUAACUAUUGUAAUUCUAAUUAGAAUUGCUUCUCCAAGUCUGUUUUAGGAUCCUAGAGUUUGUCUCCAGGAGAUGGGGACACUUUUCCUCAUUAUGUCCAUUCACCCUUCGUAAUUCCUGCUGCCUUUUAAUAAUGUGUUUUUCAUGUUUAUGUAAAGGUAAACCAAAUGAUCUUUUUUUUUUUCUUUAUUCCAUCCAUGAGAGCCUUUAUAUUUUGUUCACACACUGUUUUUUGUUGUUGUUUUUUUUUUUUUUAUAGAAAAUGAAAACUUGCCAAAAAUGCAAGGCUACCUAAAAUAGCUUUUGCUUAUUCUCUAAACACUAAUUUAAAAAAAAAGUUAAACUCCUUGACUUGUUUACAAGUCCACAAUGUAUAAGUUGCUGACUGCUUAUGAGAUAGAUAGAUAAAGGUUAUUGAUCCCUGAGGGGAAAUUUGGGAAUUGCUUUUAGGAUUUUUUUGUUUGUUUGUUUUAUUAGUAUACUCAUUAUUUAGUGUACAUAUUGGGGUCAAGCAUUUGGUACAUAAAUCUUACACUAGGAGGCAGGGGGGGGAGCACAUUUUCACUGAUUCACUGUCAUCUGAGCACUCUAAAUUACAAAACAGAAUUUGGCUCUAUGCUUAUUAUAAUAUGUGCAGUCAUUGUGAAAGAUGUUUUUAUUGCAACACAGUAUUGUAUAAAGUCUGUAGUUUGGGUGAUAAACGGAUAGAUGUUUUGUAAGCAUAUAGAACGAGAGCUGUUUGUCCAAAAUCUGCUGUCAGUAUGAAAUUCCGUAGUGUAUCUUGGAUAAGCAAGUUUAAUUGAAAUUCCUUUCAACAUUGAGAGGACACAAGAGAACAAAGAUACUUUAAUAACAAGUCGAGAACCAUUCCCAACAGAUGGCUUUAUUUUUUUUUUUCCCCUCUCUAUUUCUUAUGUAAAAUUUCAAUCAUGUCUGAAUUGUUUGUUUUUAGUGUGUACACCACUACACUUCUAAUGUAUUAAUGAAAAACAGUGUCCUCUGUCCCAAGCUUUAAUGAUUUCAUACAAGUGUUAAUCAGUUAGUGAAUUAGUUUCCACUGUCAUGAUUAUGUCUGGUGAAUAGAGAUUUACUUCAUGUCUCUUUGUGCUCCGUUUCUGAAAUGAGAGUUUCUCUCUCUGCUGACGCUUCACGUCAUGUCCGUCACUGGCUGCUCUUCCACUUGUCAAACACAAGCUUAGCAGCGACUGCAUCUUGUAUCCCCAUUCCUGCAUUGCAAAAGAGAAACCAUACUUAAUCCACUUCACUUUACACCCAGCAGCUGAUGAUUUUCUCAACACUUGACUCAUAGUUUUUGCCAGUCGUUUAUAAGCAUGUAUGAGCAACAAGCAGAAACAGAUCUUAGCGAAUAUACUUUAAGUAUGUUUCAUUUCUAAGACUGAAUCAUCACUAGCUGGAAACAGUCAAGCUUUAAAUAGAGCCCCUUUUAUUGUCUCAGGGGAAACAAAAGUAAAUCUCAAGUCAUCUAGCAAGAAAGCAAACAUUAAUGAGACUUAGCAGUUUAUAUUUUCUUAUCAGCAGGAACUCUGUCUACUUAUGAAAAACAGUGCGACUUCUUCCUUGAGCCUAAUUUUGCCUGUCCUAAACGGAAAGUAUUUACCCAGUGACUUAAACACUGUCGUCUUGUUGCGCAACGCAGGUCGAGUUCCAUUUAAAACUUCUCCAAGUUCAGCAAAAACUUCUGCCUGGAGGAACACCAAAAUUAGAUUCAGAUUAACCCUUGAAGUUAAUACAUUUAUUUUUUUCCGCAGGCAUGUCCCCAGAACAAACUGGCAAGAAGUGGAGUUUGUGCUUAAAUGUUUAAAACUAAGUGCGUAUUCAAUCAUGAGUACUGGUGAAAGUGAUUACUACAGAUAUUAUUGCUGUGAUUCCAAACAGGACAAUAAAGUUAUGAUUAAGAACA